This is a messenger RNA of Pelobates fuscus (common spadefoot toad), 591 nucleotides long. It is a transcript of the gene BOLA3, whose product is annotated as bolA family member 3. Lineage: Eukaryota; Metazoa; Chordata; Amphibia; Anura; Pelobatidae. The record is from RefSeq and is a predicted model, not a curated record. The transcript is spliced from 4 exons. The coding region runs from base 115 to 441 and encodes 108 amino acids. Gene Ontology annotation, cellular component: mitochondrial matrix.
UUCCGGGAUCUGGGAGGAAGGCUGCGUGACGUCAUCAGGUGGCGACGCUAUGGCUGUAUAAUCCCCAUGGCUGCGCUGGGUUGACAUUCGAUUUCCAGCUCGAGCAGAGACUAGAUGAGCAGCAUGUUCGCAGCCAGCCACUUACUGUAUGCAGCCAGGACCAGGUCCUGUGCGCUAUGUAACAUGACAAGACUAUUUGCAUCCUCGUACAAGGGAGAAGAGAGGAUAACGGAUGUGCUGAGAGCCAAGUUUCCUCAGGCCACCUAUAUUCAUGUGGUUGAUAUUUCAGGAGGCUGUGGAUCCAUGUAUGAAAUUCACAUUGAAUCAGAAGAAUUUAAAUCUAAACGUCCAGUACAGCAGCACAGAAUGGUUAAUGAUGCCCUGAAAGAAGAGAUUAAAGAUAUGCAUGGACUGCGAAUAUUCACAGUUGUUCCAAAGUAGUUUAACCACCGUCACCUGAAAAUGGCCAAUGUACCGCUGUGUAAAUUUCACGUGGAGAAGAGCUGCUAACCUGCAUUAGGGAAACCAGCCACUAUGUGCAUUCCCUGAAAGAAGAACUUAGAUGUAUUGUGUGUGCCUUUCCACGAUUUA